Sodiomyces alkalinus F11 is the source of this 1944-nucleotide messenger RNA. RefSeq lists its product as hypothetical. The transcript is spliced from 4 exons. NCBI's taxonomy places the organism in Eukaryota, Fungi, Ascomycota, Sordariomycetes, Glomerellales, Plectosphaerellaceae. Bases 1 to 1944 code for a protein of 647 amino acids. The record is from RefSeq and is a predicted model, not a curated record.
AUGCCCAGGUCUAACUGGGUGUCCCGGGUCGUGGGCUGGGAUCGUCCCCGCCGUGAACAACCAGCUUGGUUGCAUGGAGACCGCCAGCACCUCCUCCCAACCCAUUCCCACACCGACCGUCACGUCGUGUCUACCAUCCCCGCCGCCCAGGUAACCAAGGUCGCUCUGAAGUUGCGCCACCUCGUCGAGUCGGCCGUCCCCUGCGACCUGGAUGAAUCCGAGAUCACCAGGGCGCACAGCAGUAUCAUCACCCCCGAGGUCGUGCAGGCGGCUAAAGAGGCUGGAGGGUCAGAGUAUCGCGCCUGUGUCGUCUUCUGUCUCCUCAUUUGCAAGGCCUGGUUCAGGCAACAAUCUGUCGUCGAGUUGUGGGAUGCCGAUCUGCACCGCGGAAGGGAGGUCGCCUGCGAGGUCAUUGCAAAGAAACUAAUCGAGACCGAAGACGACACGUCCUUCCUCCUACACAACAUCUUGCUUCAGCGCUACUCCAUCCUCGUUGACGGCGAACCCACCUAUCCCGCCAACGCCAUUGAACGGGCCGUCGACCUCCACGCCGUCGACGUCAUCACCUCCUCUGGCUACCAAAAGUGCGUCGACCACCUUUGGCGCGGGUGGUUGGUGCAGGACGAGGACAACCCCACCACCUUCGUCGACUACGCCAACCGGGACAAGAUCAGCUUCUUCACCCACCUCGACCCCGACCGAAUCCGUGUCCCCCGGUACCAGAACGCCACCCAGCUCCUCGUCACCAUCGCCUUCCUCGUCCUCUUCACCGUUGCCGUCAACACCCCGAACCCUUCCGGCCGGCUCGACGUGGCCGAGGUGCUGCUCUACCUCUUCACUCUUGGUUUCAUCUGCAAUGAGGUCACGAAAGUCUACAAGGCCGGUUACCGCAUCCUGGGCUUCUGGAACGCCGUCAACGGUGUCCUCUACACCCUCAUCACCGCUUCCUUCGUGCUGCGCAUGGUCGGCUUGGGGCAACCGCUGGACCAUGGCCACGAGGACCCCGCGCACCAUCGAGAGUUUUACCGAACCUUGAGCUACAAUUUUCUCGCUUUCAGCGCGCCGCUGUUUUGGUGUCGCCUCCUGCUGUAUCUCGACACCUUCCGCUUCUUCGGCGCCAUGCUGGUCGUGCUCAAGGUGAUGAUGAAGGAGUCCCUGAUCUUCUUCGCCCUAUUGGCCGUAGUCAUUGUCGGGUUUCUACAGGCCUUCAUCGGCUUGGACAUCGUGGACGACAUGGCUGUGGACGAGUACGGCGUCAUCAUCAAGGCCAUGGCCAACGCCGUCAUGCAGAGCCCCGAAUUCGAUACCUUUGGCAGGUUUUCGCCCCCGUUCGGAACCCUUCUCUACUACUUCUUUACCUUUAUUGUCAUGGUCAUCUUGCUCAACGUCCUCAUCGCGCUAUACAACUCGGCGUACGAAGACAUCUACCAGAACGCCGACGCCGAGUUCUUGGCUCUGUUCGCCCACAAGACGCUGCAGUUCGUGCGCGCACCAGACGAAAACGUUUACAUCCCGCCCUUCAACCUGGUCGAAAUUGUCCUCAUCGCCCUGUUCGGUUGGUGGAUGCCGGCGGGUCGCUUUGAGCAGCUGAACGACGCCGUCAUGUCGUGCUGCUACGCGCCCGUCAUGGUGGCCGCGGCGGCCUACGAGUCGAACGUGGCCCGCGCCAUCCAUCGGAACCGCGCCCGAGGCGGGUCCGGCGACGACUACGACGAUGUCGUCGACCACGAGUGGGAGCGGGUGGCCUGCGCGCCCGAGACGCAGGUCGAUUUCGAAGCGGAAGGGUGGGAUAAGGUGUGCGAGGCGGCCAAGUCGGACAUCGAGGUCGAGCCGGCCGUGCAGGAAGUGCGCCAGCUUCGCGCCGAGGUCGAGGAGCUGAAGCGCAUGCUCGCUGAGAUCUCGCGCGCGGUCGGGGCGGCGGCGGCAGGGGAAGAAAGCAAGUAA